This is a messenger RNA of Diplodia corticola, 372 nucleotides long. Its product is annotated as apc13 domain-containing protein. Gene Ontology annotation, biological process: positive regulation of mitotic metaphase/anaphase transition. The record is from RefSeq and is a predicted model, not a curated record. The coding region runs from base 1 to 372 and encodes 123 amino acids. Gene Ontology annotation, cellular component: anaphase-promoting complex. Lineage: Eukaryota; Fungi; Ascomycota; Dothideomycetes; Botryosphaeriales; Botryosphaeriaceae. The transcript is spliced from 2 exons.
AUGUCCCGCGACUCCUCCCGCACCUACCUGCACCUCCCGCAGCCGCACUUCGCCGACCUCUUCGAGGAGUUCACGCGCACGCCGCUGCUGCCCGAGGAGAUCUACGUCGCGCCGCAGCACCAGCCCAUCAACCCCGAGGACGAGGACGACGUGGUGCCCGACCAGCACGCCGCCUUCGGCAUCCAGCGCGCCACCCAGAAGCAGCGCACCCCCGCCUGGCGCGACCUCGGCCUCGACGAGCUGCUCGCCCGCGGGCCCACCGAGCCCGUCCGCGUCAGCCUGGCGUCCCGCGCCAGGGGUGCCGGUGCCGGUGCCGGUGCCGGCGAGGGCGCUGCGGCGGGCGGGAGCGCCGGGAGUGGCUUGCCGCGGUGA